Camelina sativa (false flax) is the source of this 2085-nucleotide messenger RNA. The record is from RefSeq and is a predicted model, not a curated record. NCBI's taxonomy places the organism in Eukaryota, Viridiplantae, Streptophyta, Magnoliopsida, Brassicales, Brassicaceae.
AUGGUGAAUAACAAACGCAACUGUAACCUUAAUCUCCAGUAUUCAACGAUCAUCGAGAUGGAGGAAACUAAAAACAAUGAUGAAACAAGUGGCACCAUUGAUGAGGGUGGUGAACAUGAAGAAAAAAGUGGUACUCUUGAUGGAUAUUGUAUAGAUGAGGAAAAAAGUGGCACUCUUGAUGGAUGUGGUGAAGAGGAAGUCGAAAGUUGUUUACAAUACAAUGUCUGUGACGAAGAGGUCAAAAGUGGUAUAAUUGCUGGAUGUGGUGGUGAUGAGAAAAAAAGUCUUACAUUUGCUGAAUUCGACGAAGACGAAUAUUAUUGUCAUUCAAUUGAUGGUAAUGAAACGUCUUCUUCAGAUAUGUCUUUUAGUGGUAAGAUCGAAAAGCAAAUGAUUCGAGGUUUAGAAGGUCUAAACACCACUGCACAGACUCUUGAGCGUAUAUGGGUAGGGCAAAUAUAUGAUAGUAAGGAAGAGUUGCAGUUUAAGUUACGUAUGAUCACAAUUUUUCAGAAUUUUGAUUAUACAACCAUCAAGUCUACAAAAACUUUGCUAGUGCUGAAUUGUUAUGUCCCUGGUUGUUCUUGGAGGAUCCGUGCAUCAACGAUUAGAAGAUCUUCUCAAUUUAAGGUACGAAAGUACAUAGAUAUUCAUACAUGUCCUGUUACUAAAAGGUGUUCUCGUCAUCGACAAGCAACAUCAAAAUGCUUUGGAGAGUUGUAUUUGGCAAAAUUUGGAAAAAUUAGUGUAGGAAUAAGACCUAUGCAUAUCAUGGAUGUGAUGAAGGCAAUGUAUGGUAUUGACAUUGAUUACUGGAAAGCAUACAAAGCAUUAGUGCAUGCACGUGAGAUGGUAAGAGGUACAUGGGAGAGUGGGUAUGCUGAUUUGCCUUCUUUUCUGCAUAGAAUUAAGGCAGCAAAUCCAGGUACAAUUACCGAACUUGAAUGCGAUGAAGAAGAUAGAUUUAAGUAUUUAUUCAUUGCAUUUGGUGCAUGUAUCAAUGGUUUUCAGUUUAUAAGAAAUGUGAUUGUGGUGGAUGGGACUCAUUUGAAAGGAAAGUUCUUGGGUGUUUUGCUUGUAGCUGUUGGGCAAGAUGGAAAUGGUAAGAUAUUCCCCCUAGCUUUUGGAAUUGUAGAUUCUGAGAAUGAUGUUGCAUGGGAGUGGUUUCUAACUCAGUUACGUACAAUAUGCCCCGACCAUCAAGAGCUGGUUUUGAUUUCUGAUAGACACAAAUCGAUUGGUAAAACAAUUAGCAAGGUGUUUCCAUUAGCUCAUCGGGGAAUAUGUACAUAUCAUCUCCAUCAAAAUCUUCUCAAGAAUUACAAAGGUAGUAGUUUAUUGAUCUUGGUAAAAAGAGCCAUGAGAGCUUACAGAGUUUCUGAGUUCACUACGAUAUUCAAUGAAAUUCGAAUUCAAAAGCCUGAGCUUGCGACAUAUUUGGAGAAGGUUGAUGUUCGUUUGUGGUCUCGAGCAAAUUUUCCAGGAAAUAGGUAUGGUAUAAUGACAAGCAACAUCGCCGAGUCUAUGAAUAAAGUUCUUUUAAAUGCACGUGAAUAUCCUAUUGCUUGUUUAUUAGAUGAGUUACGAAAGUUGAUUUCAAAGUGGUUUAUGAGACGUCGGGAGCGCGCUAUGUCACAACCAACUCUGUUCACUCCGAAAGUUGAAAAAACAUUGAAAAUAAGAACUGUUAUUGCCAAUACUCUUUAUGUGCAACACAUAGAUGCUCAUCGUAGCCAUGUCACUGGCGGUGAUCUUGCUUGUGUCGUUGAUCUACAACAGAUGCGUUGCACUUGUCGCGUUUAUAAUAUUGAUAAGAUUCCAUGUGAACACGCUCUUGCUGCUGCUAUGAAGCGUCCCAAUCUAUCCGAAGAAACACUCAUACAUCGUUACUACACAAAAAUCUAUUGGUACAAUGCAUAUGUUGAGUCUAUUAAUCCAGAAGAUGUUGAAUUGGAGUCUCCGCUUGAUAUAGCAAACAAAAGAUGUCUUCCACCGGAGGAAAUUCGUGGUGCUGGUAGACCAAAGAAGUCAAGAUACCUUUUUGCACUUGAAAAGGCGAUGGAGGCACAUGAAUGUCCUGCUUAA